AUGGAUUCCGGAAAGAAAAUAUUCACAGUAAGUGGUGCUUCUAUAUUUGAAUCAGGAGAACCACAUCCUGGCAAGUUACAUAUGAAAGAUCAAAAAGGCAUCAUAUCAUUUCAAUGGAUACCUGAUAAAUGCGAUAAUUUAAAUCUUGAUACAGACAAUAUUGAAGGAUCACAAAUUUUCAUAUUCUUACAUUUACUUAAGAAAAUAACCAGAACUAUUGGCGAAAACAAUUCUACAAUAAUUCGAUUCCUCGUUCCAGAUUCUCGCGCAAAUGUCACUUUCACUUUCCCAGAAUCUGAAAUAGCAUCAAUAGAACAAAUGUUUACAUAUCUUGUAUCACAAAAUUCUGUUGUUCCUGUUCAAAACGAUCCAACAUCGUUCAACAUCAACAUUGAGAUAGAAAAAACUCUUAGUUGCCCAGAUAAAUUUAUUCUUUACAACAAUGUUGCCUAUCUUCAAGCAAACAGUGUAUCCAUUUCUAAGCUUCUGGAAGAUUCAAAAGAAAUUGAUAAAAAUCCUAUUACAAAACAACAGUUUGAACAAUACUUUGAUGCAUCUGGUCAUCUAA
Molecule: messenger RNA, 568 nt
Organism: Trichomonas vaginalis G3
Lineage: Eukaryota; Parabasalia; Trichomonadida; Trichomonadidae
Exons: 1
Source: RefSeq, a predicted model, not a curated record